Molecule: messenger RNA, 5745 nt
Organism: Uranotaenia lowii
Lineage: Eukaryota; Metazoa; Arthropoda; Insecta; Diptera; Culicidae
Product: serine/threonine-protein phosphatase 4 regulatory subunit 1-like
Exons: 11
Coding region: 376-4581 (1401 amino acids)
Biological process (GO): protein dephosphorylation
Molecular function (GO): protein binding; protein phosphatase regulator activity
Source: RefSeq, a predicted model, not a curated record
AUUGAGUGAAUUUCGAAAACAAUCGUUUAUUAAUGGCGACGGUGUUUAUAACGGUGUUAUUGUCUGGCGGAAAAGUGAUAUUUUGACAGUUUUUACUGUUUGUAAUUGAUGUUUUAGAAGCUAAAUCGCUCGCUACUAGAAUCCACCAUAUCAGAUUGGUGCCCGAUACGCGAAGCGAAAAGUGUGACAUCGGUUUGAAGUGUAUGGAAUUUUAUUCCGAAGUAAAAGUUCCUACCCAAACAUCCGGAAAAACUCAGUGAACUGAAACUUCCCGAAGAGACUAGAAUGUUUUAGCAGUUCAUCAAAAGCCUAAAAACUUCUAAUAGUGUGUUCAUUGCAAUCAUAAGUGUUCAAUAAAAACAAAUAGCUUCAAAAAUGUCUAACGACCUGGAUCAACUUUUACUGGACGACACAGUGAACGAGGCCGAUUAUGAUCCGAGCCGGCGAUGCCAGUUGCAUGACGAUCAGUGGAAUGACGAUGCCUACGCGGAAAUUAUGUCCGCCAUUUUGGCGACAACCCGGCGCGCAGCGGAACUGGAUCGGUGUCAGCAGCUUAACACCGUUAACACCAAUAAAACGCUGGAGUGUAAGUUUGAUCGACUGAUUACGGAAGUAAACGGGCUGAAGGAUGCCAUCGAGGAGAAGAUCGAUCGAAUCAACCGGAAGAUCAAGCACACCAAUCGACUGUUUCAGGCCAGCCAGGACUACGAGAAACGGGCCAGUAAAUCCUGUGAGCUGGUUCUUAUGGGAAUUCCCUAUCGAAGGGGUGAAAAUUUGCGUGAAUACUUUAUGAGAAUGUGUCGAGCUUUGGACUUUCGGGAGCACGAAAUUCCUCUUGUUUACGUUCGAAGAAUUUUAAGUGGCGGAAGUUCUACUGGAGGAGCCAAACUUAAACUUCCCCAUUACAGUCACUCGAUUCUAGACAACUUGAAGCUGCGGGCCAGUGCCAAGUUGACUGUCUAUAACGGGCAUCGAACGCCGAAUGAGUCGAUCAUUGUGGUUCAAUUUGUGUUCCGGAAUGCCCGGCAUGAGUUCUACCGAAGAUAUCUGGAACACAAAGCUCUCUGCCUAAGGGACAUUGGUCUGGACAGUGGUUCCAGGAUAUUUGUGAAUGAAAGUUUGACUCGGAGCAAUUUGGGACUGAAGGCUGAAGCUAUGAAGAUGAAGCGGGAAGGAAAGCUGAAGAAUGUGUUUACCGUCAAUGGACAGAUUUAUGUCAAGCGUUCGAAUGAACAUAAGCCUGAGCUGGUGACCAGUACCGUAGAUUUGCUGCUGAUGGAUGAGAACAAGAUGAAAAGUAACAAAGAAAACUACCCCCGGGUGCUGGAGCACAUCAUCCAGACGCAACCGUACGUUCUGAGCCGGGACUACAAGGAGAUCCUCAGCACCUUGGAUCUGGUGUCCAAUGAUUCAGUUGUUUCGGUGCGCACCAAUCUAUCGUCAUGGCUGCAGCGGCUGUGCGUGAGCUGCCUGGAGCGGGAACAGCAGCAUGUGGACAGCGAGUUCUCGCGCAGCGUCCUGGAGAAGGUGCUCAACAUCACGGUGCGGUACCUGACUGAUGAACCGGGGAUCCGCAGUGGCGCCUACGACACCCUGAGCUACCUGAUCGAGCGGGGCUUCCUGGACAAGGCCACCACCGAGGACAUCGUCUGUCCGGUGGUCGAACGCCUCAGCCGCAAACCCCUGGAGACCUUCGAUGAGGAACUGUACGCGAUCUACAUCCACUUGAUGGUGAAGAUUGUGCCGAUCGUCGGGUACGCAAAAACCUACGAGCUGGUGUACAAUCGGUUCGUCGAGAUGUGCAGCUGCAAGGAGCACUUCGUCCGGCGAGAGUGUGCUACCGCAUUUCCGGUCAUGUGCGAAGUCCUCGGGGAUGAACUGUUCGAGAAGAGCUUGUUGCCGAUCUUCAUCAAGCUGUGCGACGAUGAAAUUUGGACGGUGAGACGGGCCUGUGCCGAGGUGAUGCCGAUCAUUGCGCUGCUCUGUACCCUAGAAAAGCGGCGCAAGGUGCUGGUGCCGGCGAUGAAAAAGUUUAUGUUCGAUCCGAGCCAGUGGGUCAUCAUGGCGGCGUUGAAGAACCUUGGUCAAUUCCUGACCACCUUCGCUCAGCUACGCAUCCUGGGACUUGCCUACAACAGCAACCUGGAGCUGAGGGUUUCGAAUGCGGCCGACCGAUCCUGCUUCGUGCAUCUGGAUACUAGCCGGAUCACCUACGGAAAUCAGCCUUCGGCCGAUGCCUUGAUCAAAAACUUCGAAACCUACGAGAAGCGCUUCCGGGAGGCGAUACAAAAGUACGCGCUGCUAUCGCUGGUCAAAUCCAACGAGGAACCCUGGAAGGCCCGCGGGGAUGACACCAUCAACGUCGAGGUGUACCUUUACUCGAUCGCGUUCGCUGAUCGACGAUCGCAACGGCUUUCGACCGGGUCAAAUUCGGACGAUGGUGGCAUAUCGAAAAUAUCGGACUUCUCGUACAAGCUGCUGUUGAGAAAAUCUCUCUCGUCCAGCUCUUUGUGUGCUCCGCCAGUUGUUCCGGUGCCGACACUUCACCGAGGGGCAGGCGUCCCUGCACGCGGUACUAUCGACGAAAUGAAUCCUCUGACGCGUUUCCUGAGGUAUUGCUCGCCAAUGAAGAAUAACUUCGCCGAUGCGUUUACCAAGCAGCAGAAUGUUAACAAUGCUGGGGACAUGGAUCGUCGAGGCAGUGACUCGGACGACAAUCAUGGCGGCUGGGGUAUCGAGGACGAUGGCAUAUCGUCGUACAUGGAGAAGCUGGACGAGCAGGCCGAGUGGUUGAAUUACGAGUACAGUGGCAGCGGAAUAGGCAGUGGCAAAUCGGAUGUCGUGCCCAGGGCACAGGAAAGUGAGAAACAACCGAUUACAGCCGGCAACAGUAUCGAAGGAGUCGCAGCGUCCGAGGACGAAUCCAUUGAUCCAAGCUUCAAUUCGCAUCAGUUUUGGUACAUUAGUCCGGAAAUGCCUCUGGAUCUAGAUUUCAUCGACGAUGACACAAGCACUAGGACAAAUAUGGAAAUUAAUAAAAAUACUGAUAUAAGCAAUAAUAACGUUUCUUCCGGAUCGGCUCCGAUAGCUACGGAUGAGCUGGGAGAUUCCAGCGAGGAUAGCAAAAAUAACAACCCUAAGCAUGAAAGCACUCCGAAUGUAACGCAAGAGCACGAUCCGCACAACGAUAGCGAUUCGUCGUACGGAAGCAUCAACAAUAACUCCGAGGCCGAUGUUGACGUGGAACGGGUCAGCAGUACAGAGCGUUCUGUGCGUCAGAAACAGCCACAGCCUUCGAGUGGAUCGUUCCACCAGAAGCUCGACCAUGUCACGGCCGGUGUUGCCGCUAUCGAUAUCAACAAAGAAGGGGAACGGCUCCGUAACCUGAUUCGUUGGCAAAACGAGGAAGUCGAGUGGAACCUGCUGGAAGAUUUUGUCCACAUGAAAAACAUCAAAGAGCUGUGCUUCGAAUGUGCCUACUACUUCCCGGCGGUCGUGCUCACCUUCGGGGACAAAUUUUGGCCUAUCCUGAGCAACCACUUCUUUGCCCUGUGCAACGACAUCCAAAACACGGUCCGGCGAACGAUGGCCUCCUCGAUCAGCAAGAUAGCCUUGAUCAUAGGACGGGAGCAUGCCACUCGAGAUCUGGUUGCACCGUACAUCGAGUUCCUGAUGGAUUCCGACGAAAUCCGGAUCGAGGUGAUCAACAGCCUGGCCGAGUUCAUCCGGGUGAUCGACGGUAGCGAGCACGAAACCCUAAUGGAUCAGCUGAGCCUGUGCCUGCAGCCACCUCUGAACAUGAUGAACUGGCGCUUCCGGGAAGCCGUCGCUCGGCAACUCGUCCCACUGGUGCGGAUGCACACCAAGAUUCGCAAGGAGAACUGCCUUCUGUACCUGACCGGACUGGCGAUGCGCCUCAUGGUGGACAAGUACGAUAGCGUCCGAAAGGCCGGCAUGGAAGCGUUCAUCGAAUGUUCCCGUGAGUUCCAACGGAACGACCUAGUGUUCAAGUUCUUUACGGAAAACUUUGCCCACGGUUCCAACUGGCGCCGCCGGCAAACCUACAUCGUGACCGCCGGGAAAAUUCUGGAAACCGGUGAGAUCGAGGUGGAAAUCUUCCGCAAACAUCUGCUCGGCAAUGUGCUGUCGUUGGCCGGGGAUCCGGUUCCGAACGUGAGAAUACAAGUAGCCAAGUGCCUGAAGGACAUCAUACUGCCGCAUCCAAUUUUCUCGGACGCCACCUCACCGGACGCCGAACUGGUCGAACAGGCCCUCGGGAAACUGCGAUCCGAUCCGGAUCGGGACGUUCGCGGUCACAUUGACGGCUACCAGAGCACGGACGAUGACCUGAUCGGAGCCGGAGCCCCGGAGAUUACGGCCACGGCCUCCACCAUCGACACCGCCUCGACGUCGUCGACCUCAUCGACCUCAUCCCUCUCGCCGCCACCCUCCCAAAAGUCGUCUUCCUCGGGCAUCAACGUCAACUCGGCCUCGAUCGACGAUGAUAUGAGCUGGCUGCCGCCGGACUUCGAAGCCAGAGUGGCUGAGGCGUUUAAGCCUAUGAUGGACGCGUUGAAGUAGGAGGUUGUUAUGAUUUAUUUUUUACUCGAGUGUUGUAGCUGAAAUGAAAAUAGAAUAAAAACAACUCUAUGCAUAUAUUGAAAGAUGGAAUUCGAGAGCAAACUUCCUAGAUCCCUUUAUUCAAUUACAACCCUUGUGAAACCCAGCGAUGACUUGAGAUAGUUCUUAAUAACCAAAAUUUAGAAGUGGAAUCAAAACCUUAGUAAGCAUCCUCUAAAUAUCUUUUUUUGUUUUCUUCUUAACUAAAUCAAUCAUGCACUAUGUUAGGAGAUUGCUACACCCUCUAAUAUUGUAGUACAUAGUUAAAUCAAAGCUCCAUAAAGACAACUACCUUUAUUAUACCGGAUGAAACCCUUGAUUUUUUGCAUAAAAACCUAAUUUUUCUGUAAUUUUGAUUCUAAUUACCUACCAUCAAUUGAAGUCUUUUAAUUCUUUUUGAAAAAAAAACAGCCGUUAAGAUAAAAAAAACAACAACACCGAACUAAGUUAUUUUCACACCGAUUCCAUUUGAUCGGGUUUGCCUGCCAGUGGUCCCUGCUACAGCUCAUAUAUAAAUACGUACCUAUAUAAAUAAGUUGGGAGUAUACUACCCACCUCUUUUUUAUUGAAAAGCCUCCUGCUAGUUUACGCGUACUUCCCUAGCGUGCUCCUUAUCUGUACCGGAAGACAAGGUGAAAUAAAAACGUUAACUUCCCAAAAUAAAUUUUUUCAUAGCAAAAAAAAACACACACACAGAAGUAAAAUGAUGCAAUUGAUAAGACUUCAACUAUCUAUUAAUAGAAAAAAGUUUAUAUAAAAUUAUAACUGAGUUUAGUUUUUCAGGGAACAGAUAGAUGAAACGAUAUAAAGAAAUGCCUCUGAACAUCCGAGCUAAAAAAAUAUAACUCCUCAACCUUACAGAAGAUAAAAGGAAAAUAAAAAUAAUAAUUCUUAAUCUUGAAUAAAGAUAACGUGAAGAAAGAACAGCAGCAUCCGAGAUAGAGGUUGUAAAAGCGAGAAUGCGAAAUUAAAAACCGUUUUUUUUUCUUACCUAAGUUAUCUUUUUUUGAACAGUGCUAACUUUUUUUUUUGUACAUUUUAUAUGAUAAUGAGAAGGAAACGUGUACGAAAAGGAUUGAACUCUUUUCCAUAGAAUAAUACAAUUAAUUCAAGUUACAGCGAAAA